This is a messenger RNA of Kwoniella botswanensis, 1047 nucleotides long. RefSeq lists its product as uncharacterized. Lineage: Eukaryota; Fungi; Basidiomycota; Tremellomycetes; Tremellales; Cryptococcaceae. The coding region runs from base 1 to 1047 and encodes 348 amino acids. The record is from RefSeq and is a predicted model, not a curated record. The transcript is spliced from 7 exons.
AUGUCAUCAAGACUAUCUCACGAUUUCCCAUCGUCCAACUACGCACCUAACAAUCGACAGUCAUCAUAUACCAACCCCUACAACGACGCACCACCACGUAAUUCGCUGUACUACGAAGACGGAGAAGAUGCCGAUGAGCCAUUUGACGUCAGGGCAGAUUUCGACGGAGUAGGACCGAAAUGGAGUGAGAGGAAUGGCGCGAAGAAGGAAGGUAGUGUUAGGAGCGGUGGAGCAUUGGGAAUGGGUAUGAUGGACGAUGCGAUAUAUAGACCUGUAUCUACGCAUGUAGCCUCUUCUGCAUAUGGCGAUAGCAAUAAGGGCGCGGCAAGUAGGGAGGAGAUGGUAUCGGUACCGAUGCUGGGGCCAGAAUGGCAGAAAUCAGAAUUACACGAACUGUCGCGCCGUGGUCAAGCUGAACUCCGAGGUGAUAAACGCAGUAAAGCAUGGAAGGAGUGGACGAGGGAUCAAAGGGGAUUAUGCGGUAUAAGGUGGUUGACCAGGAAGGUAUUGGUUUUUAUCAUAUUUGCAUUCUUAGCAGCCCUAGGGAUAACGCUCUUCUUCGUCAUACCCCGAGUACCGAACUUUGAAUUUUACAAAGAAUCACCAUUUACAGUUGAUAAUUCGACCGUAUCGUUCAAUAGAGUACCUACUAAUUUCUCUUUUGCUGGGACUCUCAAUUUAUACGGCGACGGAUCAGGCUCAUACCUCCCCAUUCACUUUACAUCCCUUCAAGCUACAUUGUACGACGAGACGACCAACAAAGCUAUUGCGGAAGGAGAUUGGGGUAGUCAUUAUAUGGAUCAUAAAGAUCAACAACCCGUACAGCUUCCUGUGAAGUUCGAGUAUAGCGCGUUGAAUACUUCGGAUACUACUUGGAAUGACAUGUAUCAAGCUUGUGGACAUAAAUGGACGGGAACGACUAGACCAGAUCUCAAACUCCGUCUCGUACUCAAGAUGGCAAUUGUAGGAUUGACGAAUAAACCCGAGAUAUCUACCCAAAUUAGUGACGUGGAAUGUCCGUUUGAGCUCGGUACAAAUAGUGUAUAA